This is a messenger RNA of Cherax quadricarinatus, 8872 nucleotides long. Lineage: Eukaryota; Metazoa; Arthropoda; Malacostraca; Decapoda; Parastacidae. The record is from RefSeq and is a predicted model, not a curated record.
GUCGUAGUCCUCGGGAACAACAUACAUGGCCGAGUUGUUAAAUAUGUGAAGCAAAUUGCUUGUUUUUGGGCGUUUUUAAGCACUUUAGCUUUAACUUAGGAUAGAUUUUGUAUACGAACCCACCUCAAUCCCCCACCAUGUCCAACGACCCAGCCACCUUUGUGGCUGGUGUCCCCGUGAAGAUUAGUGAGAGAUUCCGACCACCCAGACGGGUGACUAUACCACCAUCCUGUCAGCACCAAAUUAGCCCUGACCUUCUUACUCAAGAGUAUGACUUUGCAGUAGAGAGAAGAGUUCUAACUUGGCUGCAAGAAAGAAAAGCAUGGAAGGAAAAAAAAGAAAAUGAACACAAAGAAAGAAUAGCUGAAUAUGACAGGAAAAAGGCAGAGAAAAAGGCCAAGGAAGAGGAAGAAAGGUUAAAAAAGGAGGUAGAAGAGGAGGGGGAAGAGAGAGAAAAGAAAAUUAAAGAGGAGGAAAAGAGAAGAGGAGAGGCAAAAAUAGAGCUUGAAGGAGGAAGAAAAAAAGAGCAGCAGAAACCAGAGGAAGCAAAAGAUGAAGCAGAGGAUGACGAUGAAGAGAAAAUGGAAAGUCAAACAGCCGAGGCGGACAGUGACGACUCCAGCACAGCACGAACCGCGUCACAAGACAGUGAUGCUACAAUACCACAACAACACUCAGGCACUAAAGAGUCUGUAAAUUUCUCCUCGAACCUUUCUUCUGAGAAUACUUUUACCAGCAGCAGCACUGUGCAUGCCUUGAACUCUGCAUACAAAACUGACACUGGAUCACCCUAUGACUGGAUGCUGAAGCCAACUCUUAUUUCCUCAAAGAAGAACAAUCUGAAAUCUCCCUUAAAGACUCCAGCUAAUAUAAAUUUUGCAGAUUUUGAGGGUGAAGGUAAUGAUCCCUUUGACAGUGCUGCAUUAAAAUCUAUAAAUGAUAUGGAAGAAUUGGCUAAGGUUCUUGAUUCCUCAAAUUUAGGGCAACAAUCAGUUGAAGAAAAUAAUACUCUUAAGCAUAGAUCUUCUGAAGAGGAGGGAACAUGUGCCAGUUCUUUCUCAAGUGAUGGAGUACCAUACAACACUUAUGGACGGUAUUCAUAUUAUAUGCAACAACAACAGCUACAGCCACAGCAGCAGCAGCUUCAGCAACAACAGCAGCAACAGAACCUAUCCCAAACUAGACAGAAUUUUGGUCAGUAUGCCAGCCAUAUGGGUAAGAGCACACAAGUAACUUCUGCACCAUCUACUGUGCCAUCUUACUCUAGCAGUUCACAAUAUAGUGCAAACCCUAACAGAGCCUUCCAAAGCAGCUAUUAUCCUCAACAGUGGAACAAUAGCUUCAACGUAAGUAGUCCCAGUAAGGCUGCACAUUAUGUGCCUUAUGAGUACUGUCUCCAGGCUGGUAAUGUACCAAGUGGUCCCACUAAUACGACACAAGGAGUAAUGAGUCCUAGUAGUAAUUCUGGAACCACAGCUAGUAUUCCUAUUUCUACUAAUAGUAGCUUUUCGACAAUGCCCUCAGAAAGAGGGACAACUCCAAGCAAAAGACCAGAUCUCGAAGACUUUUACUCGCGAUAUUAUUCACAGAAUAAGUCCAUAGUUCAACAGAGUCAGCAUUCUGGUGCUCAGUCAGGAGAAUCGACACCAAGUCACAGCAGUAGUUCAGGUGCUGCUGGAUCAACAAGUGGGUCUUUACGAUCAAGUCGGAGUGUCCCCGACCUGACUGCAGCUGAAGAUUCCGAAGUAACCAGAUACAGCAGUAGGACACAGUCAUUUAAUGAUGGCAAAGUGUUUGCUCACACUCCCCCACCUAGACCUUCUAGUGCUGGACUGACUGGCUUAGAGGACUGGAAGCCAUUGCCAGACUUAUCAGAACCUCUGGAAACAUUAUUCAACCAGCAGCUGUACCAUACUGGACCAACACAGGCCCCUCCUGUGCCCCUCCCUCACACACCAAUCAAGUCACGCCUUCCAGAUCCAUUUGCAGAGCUGACAACCGAUGCUCAAGUGUUGGUACAGAGCAUGGCUGAGAUGGGAUUUCCUCGACCCAGAGUGGCUAGAGCAGUGCAGAAACUGGGUACUGAUCAUAAGAAACUUAUUGAGGUUCUUCUAGUUCUACAAUCUCUUCAAGAGAAUGGUGAAGAUGGAUACAAAGCAGAGCGUGCGUUUUACCAUUAUUUAGGGGAUGUCCAGAAGACACGCGAUCACCUUGCUGCUGCUAAGCAGCUCUUGGACCUUGGGUUUGAAGAAGAGAGAAUUGUGGAUGCCCUUCUGAAACACGACAAUGACCGAGACAAAGCCUUAGAAGAACUCAUAGCUUAGGAGUUGGUUGGCAUCAUCCUGCAUUACCAGGAUGUGGUGAGAAAGAGGAGCAAUAUUUUAAUAUCGUAUUGUAACUGCAUAUGUCUUGGACUCCAAAUGUAUUUCAUAAAAUUUAAUACCAUGUUAGUAGGGAUGAGGUGUUUUAUUUUUUACAAGAUUAUAAUUUUUAGACAAAGAAUUCAGCUCUUGUGAUUCUUGUGCUUUUAUAAAGAAGCAGUUAUAAAAUGUAGAGACCUUUUACUGUUUAUUUAGAAUACCAUUAAGUAUCUGAUCUUCUAGACUUGCAUUCACAUAACUUGUGUCUGAAUUGUGGACACAAAAAUGCGACUUCUAAAGAAUAACAUUAAUACAGUACUGUAUAUAAGGUUAAAGACUUUUCUACAUAUGCCUGUAAAUUUAAGAAAUACUCUUGGCACCAUAGGCAGUAAUUUGUAGACAGAAAUUUUUGACUCAUUGUUUGAGAUGUCCAAUGGCUAUGUUGGCUUGUAGGUUGCAAAAAUCAACAGCUUGGCUGACCAAUUAGUUUUUAGAGAAUCUUGGCCUCGAAGAGAGCCAUGAGAGUGGAAUAAUACUCAAAAAUCAUCUAUAGAUGAUCCCCAGGUAGAGUCAUGGACAAAGAUCCUCUUAAAACACUGAAUUGCUGGGACAGUUUAGGGCUCACUACAGCUUCAAAUAAACUCAUAUCAGGAGUUUUGAUCUAGACUGAGCACUGUAAAUGAUGUAUACAGUAGGAUAACAAAUUUUCUGCCAUAUCUUCUCCACUUAUUGUGUGGCUGUUUUUCCUUGAGUAAUAUAAAUUUAUUGCAGAACAUAUCAGAACUUAUGUGGGCAUUUUAGUAUGUUUUCAACAAGAGAAGUGUGCUUAAAAAAAAGUGUACUACUAUACAUAACUUUUCUUAUUUCAGAAUACUCUGAGGCAGUUUUAAAGUUUAUAUUUGAUAUGAUUGAUUAUAGCCUUUAUAAUUUAUAAGAAUUUCACAUUUAUCGUUGUGUUUGUUUCUACAGUUGGCUUAACUAAGGAGGAAAAGGAAACUAGCUGCCAGCAUAAUAGAAAGGACAACAGUGACACUCAUCUUUUGACCAAUGUCAAUACAGGUGAUAAUUGUAUGUGCUCGCUCUUCAUUUGAGAAAGAGAUGACUGUAGAGAACUGCACAUUCAGUCCUAGUCUCCUGAGUACUUGUGAGUUUUGACACAGUUUAAUAUAAAGUACAGUGGAACCCUAACUUAUGAGUUUAAUCCGUUCCAGGAGCUAGCUCAUAACUCAGUUUACUUGUAUAUCAAAUUAAUUUUCCUCAUUUAAAUUAACUGAAAAGCCAUUAAUUCGUUCCUGCACUCUGGAGAGACGAGAUAAAUUACUGUAUGGCUUAUUUAUCAAUCACAUUUCAUCUAAUAUGACAUAAUAAACAAUGUAAUUAACACGGAAACAUGAUAUAUACUCUAGAAUGAAUAAAAUAGGCAGCAGCGGAAGCGUCCGCCAUUUCCUGUCCAAUUUGACUGUAUAGUAUCUUCCCAUGCUGUUAUUGUAAGAGAAAACGGAGUAUUUUUGAGGGUAACUGCAGUAGAUCACUAGUUUUCUGAGGAAAACACUGAAUUUUUUUUUUUUUUCAACAAGUCGGCCAUCUCCCACCGAGGCAGGGUGAAAAUAUCGUAUAUAAAUAAUUAAUAAAUCAUAAUACACUUAUUACAACCCAGGAAUCCAAAUGGCCUGUUAUCCCGGGUGUAAUGGGAGCAAAAUAAACACAGCAGAAAAAGUUUAGACUUAUAUUAUCCUUCACCAAUUUAGAACAGCAAUAUGUACACUAUGUACAGUGAUAAGUAUAGUGCACUCCACGGUAAGCAAGGCAGAAAUAGAAGCCACAAGAUAGCAGACCGUGCUUCAACCAGCUCUAGAAUGGGAAUGACAAGGGCAGACAGGAGAGCGGUACCCACAUAUCCUCUGCGAUUGCCAAAACCAUCUUCUUAUUGGCUAGAACCUGGUCACUAGUUGAACGACGGGGCCCCAUCAUCAACUCUUAGCAACCUGGUUCGCUGGUUGGGGGAGAUAGCCUGUAAAUGAGGGUGUGUACAUGCGCCGAAUAAAGGUUACGUACUCUUUGCAUGCCACAACACUACAGAAUGUAAAGAAAUGAUAAACUGUUUAUAUAAAGUGUAUGUGUACUUACACACUGAACAUAACUGAUACAAUUUGUUUGUUUAAUCACUGAACAUAACUGAUAUUUUAUCUCCUGCAAGCUGCUUCUCUCUCAACCACGUCAGCAGCAGCUUCUCCAUCUUUUCAUGGAGAGAGGUCCGCAGCUUAGACGUUAUUGUAAAACCCUUGCGUGGCGCUAUAGCGUUUAUCGACUCCUGCUCCUUUAGCACCGUACAUAUAGUAGAUUAAUAAGUUGAGGAAGCCUAGGGAACAAAUGGAUUUGACAGUUAAAAAUAGGAGAGGAGAGUUAUUAAGUAGAGAGUUAGAGGUAUCGGGAAGAUGCAGGGAUUAUUUUGAGGAAUUGUUAAAUGUUGAUGAAGAUAGGGAAGCUGUGAUUUCAUGUAUAGGGCAAGGAGGAAUAACAUCUUGUAGGAGUGAGGGAGAGCCAGAUGUGAGUGUGGGGGAAGUUCAUGAAACAGUGGGUAGAAUGAAAGAGGGUAAGGCAGCUGGGAUUGAUGGGAUUAAGAUAGAAAUGUUAAAAGCAGGUGGGCAUAUAGUUUUGGAGUGGUUGGUGCUAUUAUUUAAUAAGUGUAUGGAAGAGGGUAAGGUAACUAGGGAUUGGCAGAGAGCAUGCAUAGUUCCUUUGUAUAAAGGCAAAGGGGAUAAAAGAGAGCGGUAUUUAUGGAUUUGGAAAAGGCAUAUGACAGGGUGGAUAGAGGGGCAAUGUGGCAGAUGUUGCAGGUGUAUGGUAUAGGAGGUAGGUUACUGAAAGCAGUGAAGAGUUUUUAUGAGGAUAGUGAGGCUCAGGUGAGAGUAUGUAGGAGAGAGGGAGAUUAUUUCCCAGUAAAAGUAGGCCUUAAACAAGAAUGCGUGAUGUCACCGUGGUUGUUCAAUAUAUUUAUAUAUGGGGUUGUAAGAAGUGACUGUGAGGGUCUUGGCAAGAGGUGUGGAGUUAAAAGAUAAAGAAUCAAACACAAAGUGGGAGUUGUCACAGUUGCUCUUUGCUGAUGACACUGUGCUUUUGGGGGAUUCUGAAGAGAAGUUACAGAGGUUGGUGGAUGAAUUUGGUAAGGUAUGUAAGAGAAGAAAAUUAAAAGUGAAUAUAGGAAAGAGUAAGGUGAUGAGGAUAACAAAAAGAUUAGGUGAUGAAAGUUUGGAUAUCAGAUUGGAGGGAGAGAGUAUGGAGGAGGUGAAUGUAUUCAGAUAUUUAGGAGUGGAUGUGUCAGCAGAUGGGUCUAUGAAGGAUGAGGUGAAUCAUGGAAUUGAUGAGGGGAAAAGGGUGAGUGGUGCACCUAGGAGUCUGUGGAGACAAAGAGGGAAAUGUAUGAGAGUAUAGUUGUACUCACACUCUUGUAUGGAUGUAAAGCAUGGGUGAUGAAUGUUGCAAUGAAGAGAAGGCUAGAGGCAGUGGAGAUGUCAUGUCUGAGGGCAGUGUGUGGCAUGAAUAUAAUGCAGAAAAUUUGUAGUUUGGAAAUUAGGAGAAGGUGUGGGAUUACCAAAACUAUUAUCCAGAGGGCUGAGGAGGAGUUGUUGAGGGUUCAGACAUGUAGAGAGAAUGGAACAAAACAGAAUGACUUCGAGAGUGUAUAAGUCUGUAGUGGAGGGAAGGUGGGGUAGGGGUCGGCCUAGAAAGGGGUGGAGGGAGGGGGUAAAGGAGGUUUUGUGUGUAAGCGGCUUGGACUUCCAGCAAGCGUGCAUGAGCGUAGUUGAUAGAAGUGAAUGGAGACAAAUGGUGUUUAAUACUUGACGUGCUGUUGGAGUGUGAGCAAAGUAACAUUUAUGAAGGGUUUCAGGGAAACCGGCAGGCCGGACUUGAGUCCUGGAGAUGGGAAGUAUAGUGUCUGCACCCUGAAGGAGGGGUGUUAAUGUUGCAGUUUUAUAACUGUAGUGUAAAGCACCCCUCUGGCAAGACAGUGAUGGAGUGAAUGAUGAUGAAAGUUAUUCUUUUUCGGGCCACCCUGCCUUGGUGGGAAUCAGCUGAUGUGUUAAUAAAAAUAAUAAUAUGGUAGAUGUACUGCGCUGGUAUUGUCUGGCUAAAUCCACAACUCGUGCACCUUGCAUAUGUUUAUCUAUGAUUUCCUGAGUUAAUUCCAUGGAAAUCAUUGUCUUUUUCUUCUCAGCACUGUCCUUUGCACUUACUUUCUUAGGACCCAUGGUUAGAAAAGUGAAAUUUGGCCAAAUGACUAUCAAAAUUGUAAGCAAAGCAUAGAGAACUGCUUUGACAGUGAUGUAAACAUGUGUACUGCCAACUAGUGGCAGCAUUCUGAAUUAUUAUUAUGUACGUAUUAUGUACAUUAUUUUUUUUUUUCCAACAAACCGGCAGUAUCCCACCAAGGCAGGGUGGCCCAAAAAGAAAAACGAAAGUUUCUCUUUUUAAAUUUAGUAAUUUAUAUGGGAGAAGGGGUUACUAGCCCCUUGCUCCCGGCAUUUUAGUCGCCUCUUACAACACGCAUGGCUUACGGAGGAAGAAUUCUGUUCCACUUCCCCAUGGAGAUAAGAGGAAAUAAACAACAACAAGAACUAGAAAGAAAAUAGAAGAAAACCCAGAGGGAUGUGUAUACAUACAUAUAUAUGCUUGUACAUGCAUGUGUAGUGUGACCUAAGUGUAAGUAGAAGUAGCAAGACGUACCUGAAAUCUUGCAUGUUUAUGAGAAGACAGAAAAAAGGACACCAGCAAUCCUACCAUCAUGUAAAACAAUUGCAGGCUUUCGUUUUACACUCACUUGGCAGGACGGUAGUACCUCCCUGGGCGGUUGCUGUCUACCAACCUACUACCUAGAAUGUACAUUAUUAUUAUUAUUAAUUUAGGGAACUGAAGCUCUAUUGUUAUUAUAAUUAUUAUUAUUAUUAUUAACUUAGGGAACUAGAGCACAUAUCCAAUUCUCUAGAUCAAGAUACCUUCACCAGCAUGUUAUAAUAAUACAUUAUUAUAACGAGAGCUUCAGAACGAAGUCAAUUCAGUGCACUGUUUACCUAGCUGUGGGAGCAGUUCUCUCCUGCUUUUCUUACAUUUUUGACAGUCAUUUGGCCAAAUUUUGCUUUUCCAACCAUGAGUCCUAAGAAAGUAAGUAUAAAUGACAGUGCUGAUAAGAAAAAAAGGAUGAUUUCCAUGGAAUUAAAACAUGAAAUCGUAGAUAAGCAAGAGAGGUGUCCAGGUUUUGGGUUAAGGGGGAAGUGGGGGGGAGCUAGCUCGUAAUUCAAAUGUUGACUCGUAACUCAGAGCAAAAAAUCGACCCAGGGACGGCUCAUAUCUCAAAAAACUCAUACGUUGGGACACUCGUAAGUCAGGGUUCCACUGUAUUCAGAAUCAUUAAAAAAUUAUUAUACAGAUUGUUAGGUACGCUAUUUUCUAUUACCUCUUUUCAUUUGUUUUCCAAUACUUCAAUACUGCAGAAAAUAGUAAAUAUGCAUUUUUUUUUUUUAACAUGCUGGCUGUCUCCCACCAAGGCAGGGUGACCUGAAAAAGAAACACUUUCACCAUUAUUCACACUAUCACUGUCUUGCCAGAGGUACAAUAGUUUAGAUGUCACUCUAAACAGCAUAUAUAACCAAACCCCUCCUUUAGAGUGCAGGAACAGUACUUCCCAUCUCCAGAACUCAAGUCCAGCAAACUGUUUUUCCUGAAUCUCUUCACAAAAUAUUACCCUGCUCACAUAUAAACCAAAUACAUGUAUAUACACAUCAUGCAGGGACAAAGGUAGAAAUUUACCAGAGGAAACUGAACCACUACCUUCAACAAGUGCCAGAGGAGCCUGGUUGUGAUGGUUAUGCAGGACUGUGGGCUGUUAGCAGCAACAGCCUUCUUGAUCAGGCAGUUAGGAGGUGCACCUAACCUCAGGUCAGACUGUGUGGAUACAGUCCUUGAGACAAGUAACUGGUAUGUCAGUGUUCACUAUUGCUUACAUAAUGCUACUGCUUGAAUAUGUGGUUCCAAUACAAACAUCUCACUUUGCCAUGAAACUAGUACUAGAUGAGACUGGUAUUAGAGCUGAGAAGCAAGACUAGUACUAAAGCUGAAAAGGAAAAGCCAUGAGGAAAGACUUGUGAACUUGACCUUGUGACCUGGAGGAAAGUACUGAUCAAGAAGACGUAUGAUAUAAAGUAAAAAUUAUUUUAUAGUUAUGGAUAGGUUGUUUGAUACAGGAAGAUCAUUCAUGGGAAGAAAAUGAAGUUGAACCUCAUGGGGAUCAAAGAGGUUAGGAGAGGAUACAUUUUGCAAGACAAGCUUUUAUUGGGACAAUGUUUGGUUCUUAAAAUCUUGAUAGAGCUUAACAAAUCCACAUAUUGUCAAAAUUAAAUCAUAUUCUGCAGUGUCUUUUCUUUAUUACUGCCAGCAGCAUGCCAUUUGCUUCAGUUAAAGAGGUGUUUAGAAAGUAUUUUUAUAUAUGUUAAGAACAGUAAAUAAAGGGAUAUGCA